Molecule: messenger RNA, 752 nt
Organism: Alligator mississippiensis (American alligator)
Lineage: Eukaryota; Metazoa; Chordata; Crocodylia; Alligatoridae
Gene: EXOSC5
Product: exosome component 5
Exons: 6
Coding region: 51-707 (218 amino acids)
Biological process (GO): nuclear mRNA surveillance; rRNA catabolic process; U4 snRNA 3'-end processing
Cellular component (GO): nucleolus; nuclear exosome (RNase complex); cytoplasmic exosome (RNase complex)
Source: RefSeq, a predicted model, not a curated record
GGAAGGAGGGGAAGGCUGCCCCGGAAGCGGAAGCUGCGCGUGCGGGCGGCAUGGGCUCGGAGCCGGAGCCGGGCUGCGCCCUGCGGCCCUUUGCCGUGGAGCAGGGGCUACUGUCGCGGCCCGACGGCUCCGCCGCCUUCGUGCAGGGCGACACGUCGGUGCUGGCGGGCGUCUACGGCCCGGCCGAGGUGCGGAGCAGCCGCGAGAGCCCCGAGCGCGCCGCGCUGGACGUGCUGCUGCGGCCCAAAGUGGGGCUCCCCGGCGUGUUGGAGCGGAGCCGGGAGCAGAUGGUGCGGCGCGCGUGCGAGGCGGCGCUGCUGGGCGAGCUGCACCCCCGCUCCUCCGUCACCCUCGUGCUGCAGGUCGUCAGCGACGCCGGCUCCCUGCUGUCGUGCUGCCUGAACGCCGCCUGCCUGGCGCUGCUGGACGCGGGGCUGCCCCUGCGCUCGCUCUUCUGCGGGGUCACCUGCGCCCUCGCGCCCGACGGCGCCGUCGCUCUGGACCCCAGCGCCCGCCAGGAGAAGGAGGCCCGGGCGGUGCUGACCUUCGCCUUCGAGAGCACGGAGAAGAGGUUGCUGCUCUCCACCACGCGCGGGGCCUGCUCUGCCAAGGAGUUACACCAGUGCCUGGCUCUGGCUCAGCGCGCCACCGACACCAUCUUCCAGUUCUACCGUGACUCGGCCAGAAGGAAGUUCUCCAAGAGCUGAGGCCCCUGCGGGGAGCCGGACCCCCGCAGACCCGGGGGGGGGGGG